UACAGUACAACGCACUAUGGCUCCUAAAGUCAGUUCCAAAGGCGCGAAGAAAGCCGGUAAGGCCAAAGCCGUUCGCUCCGGAGAUAAGAAAAAGAAGAGGAAGCGAAAGGAAAGCUAUGCCAUCUACAUCUACAAGGUGUUGAAGCAGGUGCACCCCGACACAGGCAUCAGCAGCAAGGCCAUGUCCAUCAUGAACAGCUUCGUCAACGACAUCUUCGAAAGAAUCGCCGCCGAAGCUUCCCGCCUGGCUCACUACAACAAGCGCUCUACCAUCACCAGCCGCGAGAUCCAGACGGCUGUGCGCCUCUUGCUGCCAGGUGAGCUGGCCAAACACGCCGUGUCCGAGGGCACCAAGGCCGUCACCAAGUACACCAGCAGCAAAUAAACUUCAACUUAUUUGCCUGCCUGCCUCUCACCCCUGACUGCUAAUAUUCGUCACAGGUCCUUUUCAGGACCACCACACUUUCUCGGUGAAGGCAUUACUCUUCUUCACGCAAGUUUGCCUCUCUCUUUCCCUCUCCAUUGUGUUUUAUAUUACACGUAUAAAUUGCACAUCACAUGCUGUUGUACCACUUUAAUUUAAAUACGUCAAAUGUUACCUGUUUGACAAAGCAUUUUCGCUGUUUCAGGCAUUAAUACAUGUAUACAUAAUUGGUCAGCACUGAUAUACAGUCUCAAAUGCACACGCACAUUUUAUAUACGUUUACGGUAUAUAUAUAUAAACACAUACUUGGCACAUUUAUACAUUAUGUGGCAAAUUGUUUCCCUUACUUUGCCACAGAAGGUACAUGCACUGCUAAUAGCCCACAUACUGAAACAGCACAAGCGAUUCUGCACUGGUAUUUAUUUUUGAUACACUUUGUUUGAUGUCUUUCAUAUCUUGGACAAUUUCCAGUUUGUCUUCCCACUUGCUGCAGCGUCUGGGUACGCUUGUAUUCUCGGUCAUUAUUUUUGUGAUAGCACCGAGAGCGUUUUGUUAUGGAAUUGACUAACUUAAAAAAUUUUGGAGGGUAGUGGGUUUCUAGAGUCUGGAGAAGUGGAAUUGUUUCAAAUUAUAAUGCCUUUUUGACUGAAUAGGUUCUGAAAUGAUCCUGGUGCUUUUUCAUGUACAGUAAUCCCUCGCCACUUUGCUCUUCACCUUUUGCGGCUUCACUAUUUCGCAGGAUUUUAUGAGAUUAAUGGGAAAAAUGACUCGCAGAUCUAUGCUUCUUCGAGGAUUUUCAGUGAAAUUCCAUCAGCGGAAAAUGUAUAUAUUUUAUGAAUUUUUAGAUGAAAAAAGUCCAAAGUGUAUAAAAAUAUAUUACUAAUAUUAAUUCUAACAAUAAAGAAAUAUUAUAAAUAAUAAAAUUAAUAUGA
This is a messenger RNA of Pomacea canaliculata, 1356 nucleotides long. Its product is annotated as histone H2B, gonadal. The record is from RefSeq and is a predicted model, not a curated record. Gene Ontology annotation, cellular component: nucleosome. The coding region runs from base 17 to 385 and encodes 122 amino acids. Gene Ontology annotation, molecular function: protein heterodimerization activity; structural constituent of chromatin; DNA binding. Lineage: Eukaryota; Metazoa; Mollusca; Gastropoda; Architaenioglossa; Ampullariidae. The transcript has a single exon.